AUGGAGGGGUUCCCAUUCGCAGCUCCCGUUCUAGGCCAAGUUCACAUCGCAUUUGUGAGCGAAUAUUCGUCCACGGGUGCCUCAACCGUUAUCCUCAUUCCUCUCCGCUAUUCACUUUCCGACAAAGAAAGAGUAGAUAGUCUCAGUAGAGACAUGCAUCGAGAGCCUCGGGUGCGACAUUCGGCCCUCCUUGCUGCUACUGUUGCUUCGUCUGCCUGGAAUGCUUUCGUGUGGCUUGACUUGCUUGACUCGGCGUCCCAUCCACCUACGCUCCAGUUCUCCUCCCAGCGCCGGCAUCAGCUCCGUCUCCAAAGGACUGACAGUCCUCCAAACUCCAACCACGAGUACCCAACUCAGACCCAGACCCUGAGACCCCUGGUGGUAGACGAGGGGCAUGUUUGCUUGUUUGCUCGCUUAUCAGAAUUGCUCAUCUUGGAAUCGUCAGAUUACCAUGCACGAGAGCUCUCGCCAGACAAAAGUAGAAGCCCAUACGUCCGUACGGAACGUGUCACAAUUCUGACCCCUUGCUAG
Molecule: messenger RNA, 531 nt
Organism: Colletotrichum lupini
Lineage: Eukaryota; Fungi; Ascomycota; Sordariomycetes; Glomerellales; Glomerellaceae
Exons: 1
Coding region: 1-531 (176 amino acids)
Source: RefSeq, a predicted model, not a curated record